AAGCGAAAUCCUAGGGUUCCGUUCGAGGAAGAAUGGAAGCUGGCGAAGCACGCGGACACGACCGUCCCGGUGGAGAAGUACGAGGAAGCGGCGCUGCCUCCCACCGCGGCAGAGACAAAAGAGGAUUAUGGCUUCGAGGACGCAUAGCUGGGAUCUGUGAGGGAAAAGAGGAGACGGAGGCUGGGGAUUUUGUGUUUGAUUGUAGAGAGAAAGCGGCGAAGAAAGCCAUGAAGCAUCCGAACAGGCCAAAGAGGCCGCCAAGUGCCUUCUUCGAGUCCCGAAAGCAGUACAAGGAGAAGCAUCUGAGCAAAAGAUCUGUGUCUGUUGCCCGGCAAGGUUGGCAAAGAUAAAUGGAAAUCGCUGGCUGCCGAGGGAGCUAAGGCAUCCGAUGAGGAUGAAUCUAGCAAGCCGAGAUCUGAGGUGCACGAUGACGAGGAUGGAGAAUCGCCGUGGUUCGGUAAACAGAACUAUAACUCAGCGAACUUCAAAAUUCAAUUUUAUAUGCAAUUUUAAGUACAUUUUUUAAAAUC
Malania oleifera is the source of this 530-nucleotide messenger RNA. RefSeq lists its product as uncharacterized. Lineage: Eukaryota; Viridiplantae; Streptophyta; Magnoliopsida; Santalales; Ximeniaceae. The coding region runs from base 33 to 350 and encodes 105 amino acids. The record is from RefSeq and is a predicted model, not a curated record. The transcript has a single exon.